AUGGAGCUGUCUCAUAUACAGUCUGCACACGGCGCUGAGGUCCUGUGCCUGGCCUACUCCCCUCUCAUGGUCCCCGCUCCCUGUGGCGGGCGCAGGAGCAGCACCUCCCCAACUCCACCCUCCUCCCCGGACACCGGCGGUGUUUCGGGUGACAACAGAGAACGUGGGGCAGGCGAUGGCGGGGAUGCCGGUGGCGCGAAGUCACUCUCUUCCACAGGGACAGUGUUGGUGGAGGCGCCACCCCCGUCAUCAACUAGUAGAAGUAGGAUUCGUGCGGCGAGGGGUGUGGGCGCUUGGGAGGCGGUGGACCCGCUUGACCCUGACGGCGCCGCGAAGAUGAUACUCUCUCUGUCGUUGAUGUCGUCGUCGUCGCCGGCGUCGUCGGCGACAGCAGCGGCCGUGCCGUCGGAGAUGGGCCGAAAGGCCGGUGGUCGUGAAGGGGAUGCCGACAUGUCGCAUGAUGACGUCAUCGGCCGUGAGAGAGUCGAAGGGUACCCCGAGAGAAAGGAGUGUCGCGGGAACGAAGGCGGCGAAGGAGAAGAUGCCCGGUCCGACGACGCUUGUGCUCCGCUGCAGCAGAGUCAGACCGGCGACUCAGCCCGCCGCAGCCCGCUCGUGCUACUGGCUUCGGCGAGUCGCGAUCGUCUCGUGCGCGUAUUUGACGCGUCCCGGUCACCUUCCGUUUGCAGUGCUGGUGUUGGUGGUAGGGGAGCGGGCGGCGGCAGCGGUGCCUCUGAGGCGGCGACACCGGCGGCGCGAGGGUCCGCUGCUGCGUGUGCGGACAACGGUGUGGCCCACAGGAGCUCAAGAGGGAAGAAGGCCGGGCAACUAGGAGCGCGAGAAAACGCGACGAACACGGAUGCAACGGCCGCUCCAGGUGUUGCAGCUGAGACGGGGGUAGGGGCGGCGAGUGAAGCUGCCGGACUUCCCCUAUUGUUGACGCUCGACAGCCACACGGGCCCCGUUGGUGCCGUCAAAUUCUCGAAGGACGGAAAGAGGCUCAUUACGGCGGGAGGCGAUAAGAUGUUAGUCCUCAACAGCGUCAGGGGACCGCACGUGCACAGGCUGAGGGCGGUGAAAGUCACGCAGGGCACAAUCUACGGCCUCGACGUCGACCCCACCAACAAGUACAUCGUCACCGCCGGCCAGGACAAACGCCUCAAUAUCUGGAGCACCAUAUCCGGAAAACACGUCAGGGCGUACAAGGUGGAACCGUUGAUGAAGACGCGAAACCCAUCGCUGUUAGCGGAAUCGACAGCGGGAGGACAAGGCCGUACCAGCGUGGGGGGAGGGCCGCGAGAUAAAGGAGACACCGGGGGGGAGCUUUUCAAGGUCGACUUGGAUCCCACGGGAAUGUACGCGGCGGCGUGCAGCUUCGAUAAGGUGUGCGUGCGGUGCUCGAUAGUUUGGAUCCGACUCUUCGACUUCUACUCUGGGGAGUGUUUGGCGAAAGUGGCGGGCCACAGCGAGCUGGCCACGGGCGUGAGGUUCACGCCUGAUGGGCGACGCCUCGUUACCACGGGAGAUGAUGCCGGCGACAACGGGAGUGACACCGGCGACGGGGCACGGGACUCUGGGCUGCAAGCGGGGCCAGCAAAGAGCGGCGUGGAUGCUCGCACGAAAACCAAGUCCGGGGCAGACGGUGCCGCCGACAGCGGGGGUAGCAGCGGCGAUGGAGCACAUGGGCCUGGGUCUCAAGUGACGCCCGCGAAGAGCCGUGUGAAGGCUCGCGCGAAAGCCAAGGCUGAUCCAAAGGUCCGCCUUAGGUUUCAGAGGUACCAACUCCCGGCCUGGGCGCACACUCAGCAAAGGUUAGCGCCCACAGCUACCCCGGCAACGACAAACAGUCCUCCCUCGUCAUCAAUGCCGGUGAAGGAUUCCCUUGACGCGGAAAAAUCCGCUUCAGAGGGUGCAGAAACAACACCUGGAUCUGGAUGCAGCGGUGGGAGUGACGGUGGUUGUGGUGGUGAUGGACUUGUCAGUGUUGGUGGUGAUGGCUCCGGUGAUGCUGCGGCGCAUGUUGAUGGAGAUAUUGUAAAGGCGGAAGUGGGUGAUGUGGUCGAUCUUGGCCGGGAUUCUCCUCCGCCGAUGUUAGCGGCUUUGGUGCCCGCUGUCCCGGUUGGCGGCGGAUCGUUUUCGCAAGACCGUCGGGGCAGCAAGGAGGGCAGCAGACCCAUCAGGGACGGCCAAGACGAUGGAAAGCAUGGCAGCAGCAGUGGCGCAAUCACUGAGACCAGAACCGGGAGCAAGAUUGUCGAGACGAAAAGUGGAAGCACCAACAACACUGGGGCCGAAGCCAGUUCGCCCGGUAUCAGUUCGGGCGUCACAUGCGGUGGAUCCUCGUCACCAUCCCUCUACCAGAACCCACCAACGUCCGCUAAACAGAAAGAAGCCGCAACAGUACAAGGUAACCAGAGACUGCAGAAAGUGACCAGCCCGAAGCCGGAAGUAAUGGCGGCGAUCCCCGCUGACGAUAUUCGUGCAAUCAUGCCCACGACAGCUGCAGCGACAACGUCACGCCUGAGAGAAGACAGAGAUGCUGCCGCCAAGGGUAGUGGAGGCGGCCGUGCCCCGGUGAUAGCUCGCACAAGAUGGGGGAUUCAUCGGGAAGGGGUAGCAGCAGCGGCGGCGUCGGUGAAAACCGCGACUCCAUCAGCAAGAGGGAGCAAGGGCGACGUGUUGGCUGCGGCUCGCGGUCGGUGGGAGAGGCGCUACGUUCAGGAAGAGGGAUCACUGGAGCUUGUGGGACAUCGAGCGGGAACGAAGAGCAGUUUCCAGAAAAACUCCAACCAGCCGUCGGCGUCAGUGAAACGGGCGGAGGAAGUCAAACAAGCGUCGGUGUCCAACCCUGAUGUAGACACACGUGUGGGCAAGGCGCCGGCGAGUCUGGCAGAGUAUCGAGAAGACGAAGACGGAGUAAUAAUGGGCGACCCAGACGACGAUGAAAUCGAUGAGCACGAAUACUCGAUGGACGACGACUUCGAAGGGGCUGGUCUGGAUCGAGCGGGGGCAAAUGAUACGCCAAAUAUAGACGAACAAGGGCCGCCACCUUUCGUCGCCCGAGGCCGGGGUGGCGACCUUAGGCGCUCCGAGGACAAAACCGAGGACAAUACGCCCUCCCCUUCUGAUCGUAAAGGACAGGCGUUGCUACAUCCUGACCCCGCCCCCGUUGCCGUUUCCGGCGGAAGCGACAAAUCUUCUCCGCGACACGACGCUAAAAACGGUCAAGAAAUGUUCGUUUCGGAGGCCCGGGAGGCGGCGAAGGUGCUUCUCGACGAUGUUGAGCGAGACGGUUUGAAGGAAACCGGCGACCGCAGACACGACGGAAGCGGCGCUUGUGGGGAUGGUGACGACGCAACAGCGGCAAGUGUGGAUGUCACAGGCUUCAAGUGUAUGACAGUUAGUACGGCGGUCGCGCGCCCUGUACCCCCUUCGGCCACCGCUACAACAGCUGCUGCUGCUGCUAAUGAUGACGAUGACGACGAUGUUUCGUCGACAAUAUAUGAGGGGUUCAAUCAUGGAAGAAAUUCUUGCAAUGACGACAAGAAUCCGGGUAGUAUGGAAGGUAUCAACAGCCUUCGCAGAGGAAAUAGCUUCCGGUCCAAAGGAUGCGGCGAAGGUAGUGCCGUCGCCGCGUCUUUGGAGGGAGGAGGCCGACCGGGGCCCGCCACCUCGACCGCUAGCAGUGAGUCCUCGGAGAGGACUGCUGCGGACCAGAGGGACGGGGGUGCGUCGUCCAAGAGGGGCCGUCGAAUUAGCGAGACGGAAGGAGCGGUGGAGGCCAUGAGGAGACAACUAUCCGCAAUGGGGUUCCUGGAGGCCGGUGGUGACAAUCCCAGCUGUGAAGACGAGGGGGCUGCCGCCGCAAAAUAUGUCGGUGAGGAGACGAGGUUCUCCCUAAUCAACGCGCUUUCUAAAGCGCCCAGACAAUCCGCAGAAGGCCGUGGUAGUCCCCCUGUCAGCGGGAAGGGUGCUACUACUGUUGCUGCUUCCACUGCAGAUGCGGAGACCGAGGAGAAGGAGCGUACCGGCAAAGCCGGCGCCGAAGAUGAGGGCGAAGAUCGUCGAAUAGGUGCCGAGCCCACGGCCUCUUCACCCCCUCCUCCUCCUCUGCCGUCACGACCACCACCUUCACAGUCAAGGUCGCUCUGUCUAGAGUGCCGCUCGGUUGGACCCGAUGCAGAUGGACUUCGGACCGAUGAAGUUCCGGUCGGCACACCAAGCGACUCCCUUACGGUGGACGUGCAAGGUGCCGAUGACGACGGCGUCGAAGCUAGUUCGAGCGGCUUAGGCGACACACCUUCUUCCAAUCGAGGGACAGAUGUGGGCCACCAACACCCGCUGGAGAGUGGAAGUUCAUCGAUCCUCUUGUCCGGUCGUCGCCGGCGCCGCCGGUAUCACCGCAGCCACCCAGAAGAAAAUAACGAGGAUCGAGGAAGCGUUUCCCCCUUCAUCGCCAGCAACAGGGUCGCGGUAGCUCUACCGCGGCCGGACAAGGAAUACGAGGAGGCCCUCCUGCGUCUCACCGAAGCGGCUUCGCACGCCGCAGAGCUGUACCGGGAGCUCACGGAGGCGUCUUCCGCCUCCCUUGCGUCGCAGGAAACGGGGACGGGGACAAGGACGGGCACCGAGGAGGAGGAAUCAGGCAUGGGGUUGGAAUCCUUCCCCUCGAUGUCGUCGGUGGGGCCUAGGAGGGGAAGCCUGCGGCUGGAUAACGCUGUUCGCAAGCUCACAUAUGCAGGUGGCGAGCACGAAGAAAGAAAACAAGGCAACGGCGACAGCGGCAGUGGCCAUGCAAAAGCGUUAACAUCAUCGCCAUCCGUGGCACCAUCGACUUCAAUGAGCCAUCCAGGAGAGUCAGACGGGGAUGACGAAUCUUAUGACGAUGACGACGAAUGGGAAGAUGAAGAAGAAGUACCCGAUGAAGACGACCGCCAUGCCACAGCAGAAAACAUGCCAGGCCAAGGACAGGGAGGGGAUCGAGAUAGGUUGGGACCUCUCGCUCUCGAAACAUCAUUUAGAGAGAGCUUCGCCUCCGUAUACGGCAUCUUGUCAGUUAUGGCGGGCAAGGCAAUCCCCGCCGCGUGUCUCAUUUCGCCCUCGCUAGCAAGUAUUGGCGGGAGCUGUGCCAACAGCAGCAGCGGCAGCGGCGCUGUACCGGGUGAUGCCAGCAACACCGGCAGCACCACCAGCGGCAGGCUUGCAGCAAUGAGCAAACACAAGAUUGGCACGGAAUCAUCGUCGUCGCAUCAGUCAGCCGAAAGAGAUAGGGGUGGACUAGCCUCACCGCCGGGCCUAUCAUUAUCCGUCCUCCCUCCACCAUCCAGACGAGCAUUGGCGAGAGAGACGGCGAGCCCUGGCGGAUCGGAGACGAUAGUUGGGGGGGUAAGAGCGGUGAUUCCUGGCACAGCGGCGGAGAAAGUUGAGGCUCUACCGGCUGCCGAAGCUGGCGAUAAAGGGGCAGGUUCGGUUGAGUCGAGAAGCGGGCGGGCUCUAGGUGGCGCAGAAGAACAACUACCAGCAGAGAUGACGGGCAUGCUUCAUCGAUACUCGGAGAUGAUGCUUAAGGUGGUGCAGGAGAAAAUGGAGGCGAGGAUGAACGACGGCACGCUACACCCCAGCACCUGACGUUCAACCCUAUCACGAGUCGCAGCUUCAGGCAUUUCGUCUCGAACGAGUCACCGGCCGGUUUGCGGUUGGUGUUUGAUUGAAACUGCCUUGUUAUGUCUAGGGAAGACCAUGGGAUACAACAGCAGUACCUUGUGACCGCCACUGGCUGGUUCUGGCCGUCGCAUGCUAUGUUGGGGCUUAAGCGGGACGUCUGAGUUCUGAGUAGAAUGGGUCGUCUCUCAGUUUGGAUCACUAUGAGGAGCGCUUUAGGCGGCUGAUCGAGCUUGAAGAUAAAUCUACCGACGCAGAGCUGCCCGCUGUAAAAUCUUAAGUUCAUAUUUUUCGGUGCGACACGAGUUCUACACGAGGAGGGCCUAGCGAACGGAAGAUAGCUACCGUGGAAUGUUAUUGCCCGGGCGACGACACCGGCGGAAUUUCUUGCAGGAAGGGCCCAUCAUCACUUGAGAACAUGUGUAUUGCUGGCGGGAUGUUGGUGGUGAUGAACUGGUGUCCAGUCGGGACGAACACUCGGAAUCAACAUACCCAUGAGUGAUGCAUUGAUGUCGAUGCUGCAACCACGAUUGGUUCCUCGGCUGCGGAUUUUGAAAACCCA
Molecule: messenger RNA, 6223 nt
Organism: Ectocarpus sp. CCAP 1310/34
Lineage: Eukaryota; Phaeophyceae; Ectocarpales; Ectocarpaceae
Source: the annotation of a GenBank genome assembly